Messenger RNA from Prorocentrum cordatum, 498 nucleotides. Lineage: Eukaryota; Dinophyceae; Prorocentrales; Prorocentraceae. The record is from the annotation of a GenBank genome assembly.
AAGUGCCACGACAGCCAGCUCGGCUUCUGGUCGGUGGUGAUCCUCCUGGAGGUGGUGGUGCUUGUGAUUUUUGCCGUAUCCAUCGUGCUGGGCAUCCUCGGAGGCGUGAAGGUGUUUGUCGUUCAGGGCUGCAACGAGUUUUACGUCUUGCACGAUAACGUCAUCUGUACGGAGACCCUGGUCAACCUCAGGAAUUUCCUGGGCACCUUCAUGCUCGACUCGUCGAUGAGGCCUGUGCAGGACAUCGAGAUCGAGGAGGCGUGCGGCGCGUACCGGCUCCUGACGUGCGACAUGAUCGUGGAUCAGAUGAGAACAUCGACCAUCCUCACCACGGCCUUCAGCUUCCUGGCCACCCUUAUCUCCCUCCAGCUGAUCAUAGACUCCGCCGUGCUGCACGAGCAGGCGACCUUCCGCCGCCUUGCCAACGAGUACGUUGCGAAACAGGAGGCGGGCGGAGAGCAGGCCCCCCGACCGGCGGCGGCCAGCUCGGUCGCGUGA